This is a messenger RNA of Bacidia gigantensis, 2082 nucleotides long. RefSeq lists its product as uncharacterized. The coding region runs from base 1 to 2082 and encodes 693 amino acids. Lineage: Eukaryota; Fungi; Ascomycota; Lecanoromycetes; Lecanorales; Ramalinaceae. The transcript is spliced from 2 exons. The record is from RefSeq and is a predicted model, not a curated record.
AUGCCUUCGGCAAAAGCUUUUGUACCUUAUAAUCGAAAGCGACAACUGAGCGAAGCAGAGCCUGAGACUGAAUCCUUACCGCAGCCCCCCGCCAAACAGCGAAAGCUUGAAGAACACCGACAACACCAGACACCCAAUUACUUUUGGGACAACCUCUCACGGGUGUGGCUAACUGACGACGCUCUCCGAGAGUUUGAUCGAAGGACGGUCUGGCCUGCUGCCCCUAUACCACCUAACCGGACUGGCAAAGAAAACAUCGACCUCGCGAAGCUCAAACGCUUCGCAAGACACGGCGGACCAAGCCUUGGUGACAUCCGAGGUGUAAGUUCAACACAAUCCUUUUCAAAUAGCCUUUCUGACAGAGCCCAGUAUUCGGAUCCCGAGGCAUCAGUUCCUUCUAGCCCAACAAUGAACUCCAGUCAAUCAAGCUCCAGGAAACGAGCCAAGACCGGAAAAGAAUCGGAUACAUCCUCCACCACAAGGAAAAGCUCUGCAUAUAAUCGCAACUUUGAACAUCAUCUUAUCGAUCAUGGCAUCUAUCCUCAUGGGUACUACAAUGGUAGUGAUGAUGAUGAUGGUUCAGUAUAUCCAGACAACUGGGAAGAAAUAAAUGAGAGGCUAGCACAGCCACGACCUUCCCUUUCUCCGUCGCGCUUUACCCGAGAAGAAUUUAGGAAAUUUGAAAAAACGAAUAUGCAAGCUUUGACGGAAAGUAAAGUGAUGAGCAAGGCAUUCCCGAUCAUUGCUGGCACGGCCGACAUCCCUUCGCAAGAGAAUCUCCGAUUUGGAAACCUCAAGGACUUGACCGAUGGCUCUAUCACCAAGGCCCAGCCGGACUUCUACGAUGGGGCCCGUCCGGAGGAUCUGAAUAAGCAGAUCCGAGAAGAGCUUGGGCCUUAUAUUGUGCCAUCGACGAAUACAGCCGCACCAUGCUUGCCCAACUUCUGCACGGAGGGCAAAGGCCCGGAUGGGAGUGCGCCUGUGUGCAAGCUACAAGCAACGUAUGACGGGGUUGUAUGCGAACGAGGGAUGCUUGAGCUUUCAUCGUACGUGGAUCCAGGUACAGUGCAAUACAACAUCGCUCACACAAUCACAUCUACCUACCAUGGUGGCACGGGGGAUCUUACGCUCUAUUCUACACAUGCAAAUCAGUCCAACAAUCCACAGCAUCCAAUCGAAUAUCGCAUGACGCAGCUCAACGGAUGGAAAAUGACAGGCAACCCAGAUACUUUUCGACAAGGGGCGACUGCUUGGAGGAACGCCAGAGGCUUGGCGAAGGAGAAACGGGAAGAACUCAUAGCUGCAGCGAAUGCGAAGGCACUUGAUGCUGAAACCCCUGGAUUUGAGUCGUCAACGCAAAGCUUUGUGUCACUGUCAUCGAAUGAGCCCACCCAUCCGGAGUCGGAGACGUCAGCUGAUGAGCUUGCGCUGAAUAUUAACAUACUAGCUAGCUCCAACCACAGAACUACGGCCGGGGUUCAAGAGAAUUCUCAACCCAAAAUUUCGUCAAAUCGAUAUCUGAAGAAGAAUAAGGGUUCUCAAAUCAACAGGAGGCCUGCCAAGGUCUCCUCUGCCUAUCAUCUUCUCACGCCGAUACGCAGACUAAACAAAUGUAGCGGACCAUCAGCCUCUCUGCUGUCAUCGGGCAAAGAUAUUGUUCAGCCUGAAAAAGAGACAUCGCUGUCCUGGGUGCAGAUAUUUGACGAAUCCCCAGCCUCGUAUGGCAUCGAUAGCUGGGGCGGAUAUGUUGAAAUGAUCCCACCAAAAGCAAGGCUACCAUAUGAAAGGGUUGUAAACCUCGAGAACGCUCUGGAUUACAUCAGCCACGGACUGUUUACGAUAUACUACCGUCACUCGAUCUUGAAAGCACCUACCGAACUCGCCAAAACUGAGUUGAAUGGUCUUCGGGUUGCGAAGGAAGGGGUGACCAAGAUGAAGGCAACCAUGACAAUUGACAAGGACCUCAGCGGCACAUUCAAGGUUCAAGACGAUUACACGAAAAGUGUUGCGUCCGUGCGGUUUGAUGCAGGAGCAGCACUGCAGACACUCAAGAGUGAUGGUCUCAUCAAGAGGGAUGAUUGA